AGCACAAUGUCUCCUUCCCCCGAGAGCGACCCUGAGGCCACCGAGGUGAGCGUUGCAGCCGGGCCCACACCAUCAUCUCAGUAGGCAGAGCCGCGGGCUGCCACCUGCCCACACCAGGUGCCAUGGCGCACUAGCCGCGAGGAGCCGGGACCUCAGCUUUCGCAGUCUCGGGAUUUGCACGGCAGCAGAGUCACCGUGGAGAGGCCAGGGUAUCACAAACUUAUGGAUUUUGACAAGAAAGGAGGGAAAGGGGAGUCGGAGGAGGGCCGGAGAAUGUCCAAGGCCGGCGGGGGCCGCAGCAGCCACGGCGUCAGGAGCUCAGGGACCAGCUCAGGGGUCCUGAUGGUGGGCCCCAACUUCCGCGUCGGCAAGAAGAUUGGCUGCGGCAACUUUGGGGAGCUUCGCCUAGGAAAGAAUCUCUAUACAAACGAAUACGUGGCUAUCAAAUUGGAGCCAAUUAAGUCUCGGGCCCCGCAGCUGCACCUGGAGUACCGGUUCUACAAGCAGCUCAGCGCCGCAGGUAUGGCCGGCCUCCGUGGUCGGGGAGAGGAGAUGGCCACGUACCUGCGCUACGUGCGGCGCCUGGACUUUUUCGAGAAGCCCGACUACGAUUACCUGCGGAAGCUUUUCACCGACCUCUUUGAUCGCAGCGGUUUCGUGUUCGACUAUGAGUACGACUGGGCCGGGAAGCCCUUGCCAACACCCAUCGGCACCGUCCACUCUGACCUGCCCUCCCAGCCGCAGCUUCGGGACAAAGCCCUGCUGCACAGCAAAAACCAGGCGCUGAACUCCACCAACGGGGAGCUGAAUGCAGACGACCCCACGGCUGGUCACUCCAACGCCCCUAUCACGGCCCCCGCAGAGGUGGAGGUGGCCGAUGACACCAAGUGCUGCUGCUUCUUCAAGAGGAGAAAGAGAAAAUCUUUGCAGCGGCACAAGUGAGCCCUGGCACAUGCAGCGCUGUGAGCCUUCUCCGGUGCGGUCCCCGGGGUCACGACCUUGUCCACAAGGCCCUUGGGGCCCACCCACUGCGGCCCAGGGCCGGACUCUGACCCGAGCCAGGAUGCAGACUGCAGGGGCUGCGGGCCUCAGUCAGCCCACUGGCACCCACCCCUGGGAUGUGGGGUCACUUCAUUCACGUAAGGCUUUGGCCGAAAUUUUUACACUUGUGUCUAGUCCUCCCCUCCAAGAGCAUUAACUAUUUAAAACAAGAAAAAAAAAGGAAAAAAUCAGGCCUGUCCUGCCCCUGCCCCUCCCGCCCGUCUCUGCUGAAGUGAGUAGUGUCGUCCUGGAGGCCCGCCAGGCUGUGGCUGGCCCGCCCCCGUUAGCCUCAUAAAGUCCAGCUUGUCUCCCUCAAUCCAAAGGCCAUUUUCUCGAGGGGGGGGUAGACCCGGCCUGGGAGGGGGCGUUGCAGGUCCAUCUUGCUUGGACCCACCCAGGAGCGGCACAGGCCUUCCUGCCUGGGGUGAGGCUGUGCCCUGGGCCUCCCCCAAACCAAAGGGGAAGGUGGGGGUGGGGCCACGGCCAUGGCUGGAGCCAGCCCCCCAACCAAAAUGCUGCACCAAAGCUCGGGCGCCAGCAGGCAUGGCCACCACAGCCUCUUCCCAGCGCAGCCUCCGCUGGGUGGGUGCUGCUUGACGCACCUGCUCCUGGAGGCUGUGCCCAGAACCUGCAAGAGGUGGCUGGCUGUCGUCACCCCUGCCCAGCCAUGCUCGGGCCACCUGGGCCCUGCUGCCUCAGGCGUGUGGCAUGUGGUUUCUGGUCUCUGCUCUGCCACCUGGCAAAGUAGCAGGAGACAAAACGCCUUAAAGCCCCCAGCCCAGCCCCACAGGUUUGUGUGCGGGGGGCAUGGGGGCAGCCAUGGGCCAUGGUGGGGGUAUCCCCGGUGGGGUCCCCGGGAGGCUGCCAGGUGGAGCAGAUGCAGCUGUGGCCUUCCUGGGGCAGUGGUCAUGUGAGUCUAGUCCUUGCUUUACAAAGUGUACAGAAAUGGCAUUUACGUUUCUCUGAUGCUUCCUUGAAGCCAUAGAAUGUAGGGGCUUUUUUAAAAAAAUAAAAAAUGAAGCCAAC
Messenger RNA from Galeopterus variegatus (Sunda flying lemur), 2067 nucleotides. RefSeq names its product casein kinase 1, gamma 2 (gene CSNK1G2). Bases 223 to 942 code for a protein of 239 amino acids. Lineage: Eukaryota; Metazoa; Chordata; Mammalia; Dermoptera; Cynocephalidae. Gene Ontology annotation, cellular component: cytoplasm; nucleus; plasma membrane. Gene Ontology annotation, biological process: endocytosis; positive regulation of canonical Wnt signaling pathway; signal transduction. The record is from RefSeq and is a predicted model, not a curated record. The transcript is spliced from 7 exons. Gene Ontology annotation, molecular function: protein serine/threonine kinase activity; ATP binding.